UAAGCCCAGAAACUGCCAUAAAAUGGGAUAUACUCAUCUGACUGUUAAAUCUCCGCCCUUCCUUCCUUAUCAUACCUCAAAACCCUCUCUUAUAUCAUCUCUUUCUAUUGCCCCCACCGCGGAUGAGAGCUUCAACGGUUAUGCCCUCUUCGUUAUCCCAUAGCUGAAAUACCUUCCUUUUUUCCAGCUUUUUAUUAAAAAAACUAUUCUAUCUCUGUUCUUCAACCUUCAAGUCUCGGAAAAAUCAUCUGUUUUUUGCUGCUGCUGCUGCUUGGCGUGCAGCUAUAAAUAUCUUAUCUAAAAGAGCUUAAAGUUAGAAAUUCCCAGUUCCCAUCCCCAUCUACCCCGAGGUUGAAAAUGGCUCCAAGGAACAGCCGAGGAAAGGCCAAAGGAGAGAAGAAGAAGAAGGAAGAGAAGGUUCUGCCGGUGGUGAUGGACAUCACCGUACACCUCCCCGAUGAAACUCAUGUUAUUCUCAAGGGGAUAUCGACAGACAGGAUACUAGAUGUACGUCGUCUUUUAUCGGUGAAUACGGAGGCCUGCAACAUCACAAACUUUUCCUUAUCCCAUGAGGUAAGAGGGUUGCGGUUAAAAGACACCGUGGACGUUUCGGCGCUCAGACCGUGCGUAUUAACCUUAACGGAAGAUGAUUAUGAUGAAGAGAGCGCAGUGGCGCACGUUAGACGGGUACUGGAUAUUGUGGCUUGCACAGCGAGCUUCGGCUCAUCUGUCACCGCCAAAGAUCAGCUGAAGCCGGACGCCAGUAAGAAUGCGGCGGUUGCGCAGGAUAAAGGCUGUGCAGCAGCUAAGAAAUCCGUCUCCGGUGCGAACAAGGAAUCGGCUUCGAAAUCUUCUACGAAGGACGUGCCGGUAGAUGCAGAAGGAGAGAUGAGCCAUUCUUGCCCUAGCCUCGGCACUUUCUACGAUUUCUUUUCCCUCUCUCAUCUCGCUCCUCCUCUUCAAUUUAUAAGGAGGGCAAACAAGCGGCAAGUUGAGGAGAUCUCAGCCGAUGAUCAUCUCUUCUCCCUUGACAUUAAGCUUUGCAAUGGAAAGCUGGUUCACGUGGAAUCAUGCCGGAAAGGUUUUUAUAGCGUUGAGAAGCAGCGGAUUCUCUGUCACAAUCUUGUUGAUUUGUUACGCCAACUUAGUAAAGCUUUUGAUAAGGCCUACAACGAUCUCAUGAAAGCGUUUACGGAACGUAAUAAGUUUGGGAGUCUUCCUUAUGGCUUCAGAGCGAAUACCUGGCUUGUACCUCCAAUUGUAGCGCAAUCACCAUCAAAUUUCCCACCUCUUCCCAUGGAGGAUGAAACGUGGGGGGGUAAUGGAGGUGGCUUAGGAAGAGAUGGAAAAAACGAUUCGAUACCUUGGGCCUAUGAGUUUUCAGUUCUUGCAUCUAUGCCCAGCAAGACAGCAGAGGAGCGACAAAUACGGGACAGGAAAGCAUUUCUUCUUCACAGCCUAUUUGUCGACACGGCAAUUUUCAGAGCCAUUAGGACUGUGAAGCAUGUAAUGGGAAAGAUGAAUCCGACCUGUUCAAUAAAGAAUUGUGAAACUCUGUAUUCUGAGAGAGUAGGGGGCCUGAAUAUUAUGGUAAUGAAAGAUGCCCCCAAUGCAAGCUGUAAGGUGGACACCAAGAUUGAUGGAAUUCAAGCAACUGGAGUAGAUCAAACAAAUUUGCGUGAAAGAAACUUAUUGAAAGGGAUCACAGCUGAUGAAAAUACGGUUGCGCAUGAUACUUCCACUCUUGGUGUAUUAAAUGUGAGAUACUGUGGCUAUAUUGCCUUUGUGAAGGUUGAGGGGAGAGAGAAUGAGAAAAGCAGUCCACCAUAUCAAAGCAUUGAACUUGAGCAGCCUGAAGGCGGGGCCAAUGCCCUCAAUAUUAACAGUUUGAGAUUACUUCUUCAUAAAACGAUACCUUCAGAACUUAAUAAGGUAGCUUCUCCUUCACAAGUUUUGGAACAUGAAGAACUUAGUUCGUCCCAAGUUUUGAUAGAGAGAUUGCUGGAAGAAAGUCUUACUAAGCUUGAGGAGGAGGAACUCGAACGGAAACCUUUUGUGAGAUGGGAACUAGGAGCCUGCUGGAUACAACACUUGCAGGACCAAAAUAGCACACAAAAAGAUAAAAAACCAUCUAGGGAGAAGUCUAAGAAUGAGAUGAAACUUGGAGGACUUGGGACACCUCUUAGGUCCCUCAAGAACAAGAAAAAAUCAGAUGGGAAUAUGGGAUCAGGAAGCUCAAACUCUCAUCCGGAUGCUGUUGAAAAUGUUACAGCAGCUUCUAUAGAAUCUCAGCUUGAAACCAGUUCAAAAGAUGAUGAACUUGUGCUGAAGAGGAAGUUAUCCGAAGAGGCCUUUGCUCGACUAGAAGAGUCGAAGACUGGACUUCAUCACAAGACUUUACAGGAAUUAGUUGAAUUGUCGCAGAAAUAUUACACUGAAGUUGCUCUUCCAAAAUUGGUUGCAGAUUUUGGUUCCUUGGAACUCUCACCGGUUGAUGGACGAACUCUGACUGAUUUUAUGCAUACUAGAGGUCUUCAGAUGCGUUCCCUUGGACAUGUUGUCAAGCUUUCAGAAAAGCUAUCACAUGUGCAGUCACUUUGUAUUCAUGAAAUGAUUGUUCGGGCAUUCAAGCAUAUUCUGCAGGUCGUGAUUGCCACUGUUGUUAAAAUUGAUAAACUGGCUGUGUCAAUAGCUUCUGCACUGAACCUGAUGUUUGGAGUUCCUAAGAAUGGAGAACUACACAAGUCUUGCAAAAUCCAUUCAGUGGUGUGGAAGUGGUUGCAGGUCUUCUUGAUGAAGCGAUAUGAAUGGGAUAUUAGCAACUUAGACUUCAAGGACAUUAGGAAAUUUGCAAUUCUACGUGGAUUAUGCCAGAAGGUAGGAAUUGAGUUGGUUCCAAGGGAUUUUGACAUGGAUUCUGCUAGCCCAUUCCAACCAUCAGAUAUCGUCAGUCUGGUUCCUGUACAUAAGCAAGCAGCAUGCUCAUCUGCUGAUGGAAGACAACUUUUAGAAUCAUCUAAAACAGCCUUAGAUAAGGGAAAACUCGAAGAUGCCGUAAUUUAUGGAACCAAGGCUCUUUCUAAGCUAGUAGCAGUUUGUGGUCCAUAUCAUCGAAUGACAGCUGGAGCUUACAGCCUUCUUGCUGUGGUUUUAUAUCACACUGGAGAUUUCAAUCAGGCCACAAUAUACCAGCAAAAAGCCUUGGAUAUCAAUGAGAGAGAACUGGGAUUAGAUCAUCCUGACACAAUGAAGAGUUAUGGAGAUCUUGCUGUCUUCUAUUACAGGCUUCAGCAUACAGAACUUGCUCUUAAAUAUGUAAAGCGUGCUCUGUAUCUUUUACAUCUUACUUGUGGGCCAUCUCAUCCAAAUACCGCUGCAACAUACAUAAACGUAGCCAUGAUGGAAGAAGGACUGGGCAAUGUACAUGUUGCCCUUAGAUAUCUUCACAAAGCUUUGAAGUGUAACCAAAGGUUACUUGGUCCUGACCAUAUUCAGACAGCAGCAAGUUAUCAUGCUAUAGCAAUUGCACUCUCAUUGAUGGAAGCAUACCCUUUGAGCGUCCAACAUGAACAAACAACCUUGCACAUUCUCCGAGCAAAGCUGGGCCCAGAUGAUUUACGUACCCAGGAUGCUGCUGCAUGGCUCGAGUAUUUUGAGUCCAAGGCAUUUGAACAGCAAGAAGCUGCACGAAAUGGUACUAAAAAGCCAGAUGCAUCCAUAGCUAGCAAGGGCCAUUUAAGUGUUUCUGAUUUGCUUGACUAUAUUAAUCCAAAUCAUGAUGCCAAAGGGAAAGAUGCUGCAGCAGGAAGGAAAAGAAGCUGUAUUAUGAAGGUGAAGGGAAAACUUUAUCCAAGUUGUGAGGAAUCCUCUAAAGAGAGUGUGAACAAAGCUUCAGAUGAGGAGACACAUGUACCUGAACCGGAAGAUAAACCGGAUGCUAACCAGGAGAUGAGCUCUUUGCCAGCACAUUCUCAGGCUCCUGUUACGGAAGAGACAACAGAGGCAAGACCAGACCUUGAUAAUUGCAUCCUAUCUGAAACACAAGCUGAAGGGGAUGAUGGGUGGCAACCCGUUCAAAGGGUAAGAGCAUCUGUCUCACUUGGGCGAAGACUAAAGCAGAGACGAGCAAGUAUAGGCAAGGUUUUCAGUUAUCAGAAAAAGAAUGUUGAUCCUGAUAUGGAAUUCCCUCUAGUCAAGGCCAGUCAUCAAAAUAAUAGGUAUUACCGUUUGAAGAAACGAACAAUAUCUCAUGGAGGUCAUGUGGAUCAGCACACUAUUAAUCCCUCCCUAGAUUCAAGAUUUGGAAGGAGAAUAAUUAAAACCGUUACAUACAGGGUUAAGUCCACUUCUUCAUCUACUAAAAGGACAACUGAGAUCUCUAGAAAUGGAGGCGAGGUGUUUAGACCUGGGGACUCUGCCUCUGCCUUUGCACCUAAUGAUCACUAUCCAAAAAAUUCUACAGUCAGUCUUGGGAAAUCUCCUUCGUACAAGGAAGUAGCAUUGGCCCCUCCGGGUAGUAUCUCCAAACUACAUUUCAGGCCUGAAACUAGUUGUCCUGAUAACCCAGACUUCAACAUUGAAAAACAUCGAGAGGAAAUGAAUGAAACAAAAGACGAUACUGAUCAGUUGACUACGGGGAUGGAGAACAUAUUUGAAAAGAAGAGUGAGAACACUAUACUGGAUUCAACAGAGAGCUUGAAAGAGGAAAUCUCGGAAGAGGAAAUUGGUGUGGAUGAAAAAAAGGAAGAAACUAGGCCAACUGCUGUGAUCGAAGAUAACUCUUGUUUGAUGGUGUCCGAGAGACUGGAGGGACAAGAACUUGAGGCUGGAGGUAAUGAGGUUCAUGAAAUUGUACAGGAUGGCAUAUUCGUAAAUGGUGUACCCGAUUCAAUUGAUUCUCCUAAAACGGAAAUCUGUGAGAAGGAUUUAUCUACACGUGUUUCAAUUGAUUCUCCUAAAAAAGAACUUUGUGAGAAGGAUCUAUCUAGAAGUUUUGAACUGCACAGUAAUUCAAACUCCACAUUACAAGGGGUAGAAGAAUUGAAAGGCAAGCCCUUGGUCCUAAACUCUGGUAACGGUCAGGGGCUUGCCAAUAAGAAGCUGUCUGCAUCUGCCGCUCCUUUCAACCCAUCAACAUCCAUUUCACGUGCUGCUCCACUCCCCAUGAACAUCUCCCUUCCUCCUUCUCCUAGACCUGUUCCAGCCAUUGCACCUUGGGCAGUUAACAUGCCUCUUCACUCUGCACCAUCUACCAUCUUACCAAAUCCAAUAUGCUCCUCUCCUCAUCAUCCAUAUCCCUCACCUCCUCCAACUCCAAACAUGAUGCAGUCUCUACCCUUUAUGUAUCCAACCUAUGCUCAAUCCCAACCGGUACCAACAAUGACCUUUCCUGUAACUAGCACUCCUUUUCAUCCCAGUCAAUUCUCAUGGCAGUGCAAUGUGAACCCCAAUAUGCCAGAGUUUAUUCCUGGGACAGUUUGGCCUGGUCAUCCGAUGGAAUUCUCUGUACCAUCACCGACUAUUGAGCCAAUUGCUGAUCAGAUACUGGAGCCUGAAGUGCAAGGUGAUGCAAAUCCAAGUUCAGCUCCUAUGCCGCCACUGGAUAUUGACAGUGUUGGAGAAGCUAAGAAAGAAGCCAACCUUUCAGCACCUCUGGCAAUAAAUAGUGUUAAGGAAGAAGCUAGAGUUGGUUUGGAAAAUAUACAGGAAAAUGGUUGCUUGAAUGAAAAUAUGAUUGAAAAUUCUGAGAACGGACUGAGCCAACACAGCAACCUGAACAAAAAUACUGAAGGCGAUGCUGAAAGGAAGAGUGAUGGUGAGAAAACCUUCAGCAUUCUAAUAAGGGGUAGAAGAAACCGAAAACAGACGUUGAGAAUGCCAAUCAGUUUGCUAAGUCGACCAUAUGGCUCACAGUCUUUUAAAGUUAUAUACAACAGAGUCAUCAGGGAGAGUGAAUGUCCAAAAUCUACAGGCUUUUGUUAGUGAAAGUUGUACUCCCAGUGCUACAUAGCUGAAAGCUUUAUUUCUUGGAUAGCAGGAUUGUCAGGAAAAGGGUAGAAGAAACAAAGUUCUAUCAACCCUACAAAAAGGCAAAGACAUCUUUCUAGCUUCAUGGUAACAAAUGUAAAUCCACGUUGGAUUUGCUAUCUUAAAUUGAGGUUGGUUUUGUUUAACAGAGGCCUGCUGUAAUGCCUUAUUCUGUACGUUUGAAUUUCUACAUGAUUUAGAUGAUAGUAUGAACAAGGAAAGAAGUGGCUUGUCGAAUCAGGUAUUGUAAUUUCACAGUUUCUUUAUGUCAUCUUUUUGCUGCUUAGAAAGUUGAAGGAAAUUAUCCAACUGGGUUAAGAGAAUGUUGAAAACUCUGUCUGACUGUUACGGUUUAUUCUGAAGAUUCAAGUGGUAACUAACUAACGGGGAUUAAGUAGGGCGCUAUUGAAGUGACAAUUUUGGUGUAUACUUCAGUUAGGAAAUUUAUUAGAUCUUGGAUCAUAGGAUGUUGUUAAGACUGAUUUCACCUUUUUGAUUUCUUUUCAUAGCAAUUGACAUUUCGUAAUCCAUUUCUUUCAAUUGUAUGGCAUUAUAAUUUUUGCCCCAUUUAUGUUUUCUUUUUUUGGGUAUUGUUAUAUUGUUCAAAUUAACAAGUUGGUCAGUUAUAGAAAUGAUUUGCAUCCCUUGGUGGACUUCCCAUAGGCGUCUAUGGAGAGUGAUCCAUUUGCAAUACCCGUUAAUGUUGAUUUAGAACUAGUCAAAUUAAGAUCUGUUGAAGUUAGUUCCCAUGCAACACAUGCAGCAACAAAGGUGGACAUGCAGCUCAUGCAGAUUCAUGCACGUAAGAAUUUAUGCACAUAAGUUGUUCGGGUAAAGUACGUGCAACUGAAGAUGUUAAUGCUACUGUUUCAUCUCAGUUUCAUUUUGUUACUUUUUUUAACAAUGUUUUUGUAAUUUAGUUCAUUUUGAAUGACAAAUUGAUGUAACUUGAUGGUCAAAGAGCUGGUUAACAGCUUUGUUUAAGUGUGCAAGUAAUAUCACCUAGUUCCAAUGUAAUAAGUGAAGUUAGGUAGUGUUUAGGUUGAUUUUUUGACCAGCCAAUGACUGAUAUAUGUAAUGGCUUUGAGCCAAAGUUUCUUUUGAAUGAAAUCAUCAGAUUUUUACUUCCA
Gossypium arboreum is the source of this 7157-nucleotide messenger RNA. Its product is annotated as protein REDUCED CHLOROPLAST COVERAGE 1-like. Lineage: Eukaryota; Viridiplantae; Streptophyta; Magnoliopsida; Malvales; Malvaceae. Gene Ontology annotation, biological process: organelle organization. Gene Ontology annotation, molecular function: protein binding. The coding region runs from base 358 to 5982 and encodes 1874 amino acids. The record is from RefSeq and is a predicted model, not a curated record. Gene Ontology annotation, cellular component: cytoplasm. The transcript is spliced from 26 exons.